CUGACAUCAUAGCCAGUGGUUCUGGGAAAGGGUUUCCCUUCGUGAGUCAUCCGGUCGUGUUUUCUUAUGAUUUUGCGCGGAUUCGGGGGGCUGUCGGCGUAACAAGUGUCCGUUGGUGUGCUGGGGCGCAGUCAUCGGGGCGAACCACCGCUGGAACAACAGCUGUUCGCUCAAGGUUGUACAACUCUCGCUAUCAGGACCAUUGAUAACGAAAUGAAGCUGGAGCUGAGCGAUGGGAUGUCCAACAACUCGGACUUCUCCAACGACAGCCAGAACUCGCAGAUGUCGACGGCGGACUUCAUGACUUCGAUGGGCAACGGAGUCCUUUUGACGCCCACGACCACGUUCAUAGCUCUAGAAGGCAUCAAUUCGGGAGUACCAACUCGAACAACCCCUACUUUAACUCCGACAACUCUUCGAAGUAUCGAGCAAACCUUUAUAGAAUUGCAGACGAAGCCGGAAUCUCACGAAAACGAAGCCGGUUUCGUCCCACCUCUAGUUCAUUCUAUAGGAAACAAUCAGUAUAUUUCAGCGUCGGAUGCUGAUAUUUACUCAUCAAAGUCACAAAACAUGUGGCAAACUUCACUUUCUCAAUCUAGUUCGGACUCAAACACCAGGUCGACGCCACCCCUGACCCAGAAAACUAGUCUUAUUAAUAAUACACCGCAAACGAGGCGUAAUAUGGGAGGGAGGAAACCCGCAAGAGAUCUCAACAUCAGUCCGGAAGAAGAAGAACGAAGACGCAUACGGAGAGAACGAAAUAAAGCCGCAGCGGCACGCUGCAGGAAACGCAGAGUCGACCACACAAACGCUUUAAUCAAAGAGACGGAAGAUUUGGAGCAGAAGAAGCAAGCGCUCCAGGAGGAGAUCCAGGAGUACCAACGCAUGAAAGACGAAUUGGACUACCUCCUGGAAUCGCACCGUUCCUCCUCUAGCAAUUGCCGCCUGCACUCGCAGAGCCCCCCUGACGUCAAGCCGUUCGUCUUCGGAAGUCGAGUGAACGGCGACCGGGUCAAGCCGGAGCUGGACGAGGCGUCGCUCCCGACGUCAAACGACUCCUUCUGUAUACCAUCGCCAGCGAAGCGAGUGAUGUUGAGUUCGACCGCUCCCAUAUCGAAGCCUUGCAGACCGAAUUCGCUGAACGUGAUGUCGACAGCCCCCAAAAACAACAGCAUUAGCGACAUAGCGGGCAUUCCGAUCACGACGCCCUCGACCGGCAUCCAGUUCAAUUUCGACUCGCUGAUGGUGGGGGGCACAGGGCUGACGCCCGUCUCGGCCCCCUUGGUGCCUUCGUGCAGCACCCAGCAGAGGAACAUCCCCACGAGUGCUGCCGAUAUGACGUCGCCGGACGCGUGCGGGCCCCCGAAACUUGUUAGUUUAUAAAGAAAAGCGCUGUAGCGAGAUGUGUGUUAUGUGGGGAAAAGUUUCAUGUUGUUGUAUUAUUUUCUAAUUAAACUAAGAGUUUAUUUAUUAUAUUUUUGGACUUUUUUUCACAUACGCAUGUCGAGCUACGGGCUAGGUUAGCCGAGAGAUCAAUGUUGGACGAGCUCAUCUUUAGCGAAAAAGUGAAAUUUUUUAGGGAUUUUAUGACUGCCGCCGCAUGUCCAACGUGUUUACCAACCAUGUUUAGUAUUCUUGAAACCAAACCAAAAAUAUUUAUUACUAAUUAAUUUAUUAGUAAUGUUCUAGUGUCAUUUUUGCAUUAUUUAUUGUUAUGUUUUUUUAAAUAGUCAUUUGUAUAUAACGUGUGUACUAAACAUGGACCAAAAAUGUCGUCAAAGUGCUCAAGCUAUUUUGCUAUGCUAAAUGCAGAUUUAUUUUUUGCUACCAAGAAAUGCCUUUUUUGUAAUGGUAAAAAAAUCUGUAUAUUUUCACUUAACGCAAAGUUAUUCCCUCCAUACAUUUUUAUAUGAUAGAUUUAAGGUUAAUGUUAUAUUUUUGCAAUAGGAGUGCUCCUAUUCCAAUAAGCGAAUUUGUGUUACUACUAUUAAGAAUAUAAUUAAUAAUAUAUUGAGAAUACUUUAACAAAUAGGACUAUCAGCAAUACUGUGGUUGCAAUAUUUGUAAUCACUCGUCAAUUUUAUAUAGAGUUUGUCAAAUUUUGUAUUUAUUUUAUGCGAUGCCAAUUAUAAAAAAUAAAAUCUAUCUUUUAA
This is a messenger RNA of Tribolium castaneum (red flour beetle), 2153 nucleotides long. RefSeq names its product kayak (gene kay). NCBI's taxonomy places the organism in Eukaryota, Metazoa, Arthropoda, Insecta, Coleoptera, Tenebrionidae. The transcript has 4 exons. Gene Ontology annotation, molecular function: RNA polymerase II cis-regulatory region sequence-specific DNA binding; DNA-binding transcription factor activity, RNA polymerase II-specific. Bases 214 to 1383 code for a protein of 389 amino acids. Gene Ontology annotation, biological process: regulation of transcription by RNA polymerase II. Gene Ontology annotation, cellular component: nucleus. The record is from RefSeq and is marked validated.